Molecule: messenger RNA, 1061 nt
Organism: Aethina tumida (small hive beetle)
Lineage: Eukaryota; Metazoa; Arthropoda; Insecta; Coleoptera; Nitidulidae
Exons: 6
Coding region: 69-995 (308 amino acids)
Cellular component (GO): mitochondrion
Source: RefSeq, a predicted model, not a curated record
GACAUAAAUUAAAAUUUAGUCAUGAGUGAAACAUUACUCGAACCGGAAUUUUUUAAAAAAGAUUGAAAAUGUGGUUUUGGCAAACUUUAUUAUGUAAAUUAAAUAUGCAGUAUUUUAAAUUUACGGUAGCACGACAACUGUAUACUGCGUUUACAUGUUUUACCGAUUCUAAGUAUAGAGUGUCUCCUGAUUUACCAUUAGAAAAUUUGAAAAAAUUUACAUUCGUAAAUAAAGAAAAGAUAAUUGAUGACUGCAAAGUUGCAGAAAACAUUUUGAAAAGUCCAACAUUACAACUUCAAUCUUGUCUGAACAAAAAUCAAGAAGAAGUUGCAAAAAAUGAAAAUGAAUUAAGAGGAAAUAUCGUAACAUUUGUAAAUCCAACGCCAAAGGAAGCUCCAGAAGAAAAAUAUGUCAUUGAUGAUUUGCCAAACAUUAAAGCUUUAAUAAACAAAAAGCAGGAAAAUCAGAUUGUUGUGCAAGAUCGAACAGAAAAAUGGCUUGAUUUGCACAACACUUAUAGGAAACCCAAUAAAUUAAAUUUAUUUCCUGUUGGUGAAGAUUCAUCCAAGAAAAGAAAGAAACCAUCAACCAAAUCUGACGAGCCCGAUAACGUGCCUCCUUUAAGGAAUGUUCCUGAGAUAAGGGAGUUAUUCAAGGAAAUCACCUCAAAAAACAGCAAACAUAAAAAAGGAAAAUUUAAAUUAAGCGCAUCCGCUGACGAUGACGAAGACUGUACCACAGUUCCAGAGGAUCAAGCAGAAGAGAUAAAACCUCCGGAGGAACCAGAAGCAAAGCCAGAAAAAAAGGAACCUGAUGUGGACAACAUUGUGAAGAUACCCACUGAACCUGUCGGACCGGGUGCUCACAAAGACGGCGAAUAUAAAAACCCCGAAUAUUUUUCCUACAAUAACAUGAGCUUUUUCGACGCACUCACCGAGUUAUCCAAGUUCAGACAACCACAACCAAGCAACAAAACACCAAUCAAAGAAAAGUAAUCGUAAACAAUAAAAAAUGUGACUAAUGAAGUUGUAACGUUGGCGUAAUAAAAAUUUAAGACCGUA